AUGGCCACCCACACCGUCUACCGCCUCCCCCAACUGGGCGCCAUCACCAACCUCACCCCCCAAACCGAGCCCAUCCCCACGAUCUCCAAGCACGAAGUCCUGAUCCGCAUCCGCUCGGUAGCCCUCAACUCCCGGGACCUCCAAGUUGCCACAAACACCUACCCCGCGGACACCAAAAACGACCUGAUCCCAUGCUCUGACGGCGCAGGAGACAUCGUCGCCGUGGGAUCCGACGUCAAAGACCUCAAGGAGGGCGACCGCGUCGUCAUCUCGUUCGACCCGAUGCAUCUGUACGGUGUGCAAAAGGACUUCCUGACGUGUCAGGGCGGCGCGGCGGAUGGGACGUUGGCGCAGUAUGUUGCCAGGCCGGCGUCGGGGGUCGUGAAGAUCCCGGCCUCGGCGCCGCAUGGGUAUGCGGAGUUGGCGAGCUUAGUGUGUACUGGCGUUACGGCGUGGAAUGCCUUGUAUGGGAAUGUGCCGUUGAGGGCGGGACAAGUGGUUUUGGUUCAGGGAACCGGAGGCGUCGCCAUCACAGGUCUCAUCCUCGCGAAAGCGGCCGGCGCAACAACCAUCGUCACUUCAUCUAGUGACGAGAAGCUAGCCAUGGCGAAAUCGAAAUUCCAGCCCGACUAUUGCAUCAACUACCGCACGACACCCGACUGGGCCGCCGAAGCGCUGAAGAUCACGGACGGAAAGGGCGUCGACUAUAUCCUCGAGAUCGGCGGACUGGGGACCAUCGAGCAGAGCAUCAAGGCCAUCACGCCCGGUGGGAAUAUCAGCGUGAUUGGGUAUCUGGCGGGGAGCGACAAGGUGGUCGAUGUGCCGCUUCAGGCGUUGUUGAAGACAUGCGUGGUGCGAGGUGUGCUGGUCGGUCCGAAGUGUCUGCUGGAGGAACUGGUUACGUUUGUGCAUCGGGCGGAGUUGAGGAUGCCGGUGGAGAAGGAGUUUGGGUUUAGCAGGGAGGAGGUCAUUGCUGCUUAUGAGUAUUUGCAGUCGGGGCAGCAUGUUGGGAAGGUUUGCAUUCGGGUGGAUUAG
This is a messenger RNA of Aspergillus melleus, 1035 nucleotides long. Its product is annotated as zinc-dependent alcohol dehydrogenase family protein. The transcript is spliced from 2 exons. The coding region runs from base 1 to 1035 and encodes 344 amino acids. Gene Ontology annotation, molecular function: oxidoreductase activity. The record is from RefSeq and is a predicted model, not a curated record. Lineage: Eukaryota; Fungi; Ascomycota; Eurotiomycetes; Eurotiales; Aspergillaceae.